Chondrus crispus (carragheen) is the source of this 1592-nucleotide messenger RNA. RefSeq lists its product as hypothetical. Bases 163 to 1374 code for a protein of 403 amino acids. The transcript is spliced from 4 exons. Gene Ontology annotation, molecular function: ATP binding; Hsp70 protein binding. Lineage: Eukaryota; Rhodophyta; Florideophyceae; Gigartinales; Gigartinaceae. The record is from RefSeq and is a predicted model, not a curated record. Gene Ontology annotation, biological process: protein refolding; response to heat. Gene Ontology annotation, cellular component: cytosol; cytoplasm.
CACAUUUGAUCUAGCCCCCCUUCCCUUUGCAAGCGCCACCGCCCUUCACUUCCUUCUUCCCUUCGUACGCCCUCCGCACCUAGUGCAUUCCCUCCCCCAUUCCCGUUUCCCCCUUCCUAACCUUUUCGCAUCAUGUUCGGUGGCUUUCCCGGUAUGGAGGGCAUGGGCAUGGGUGGCGGUCGUCGUCGCAAGGUCGACAACAACAAGUAUUACGAGGUUUUGGGCGUUGCGAAAGAUGCCCAACCGAAUGUCAUCAAGAAGGCUUACCGCAAGCUCGCCAUGACGCAUCACCCGGACAAGGGCGGCGACGAGGAGAUGUUUAAGGAGAUCCAAACCGCCUUCGCCGUGCUCGGCGAUGAGGAGAAGAGGCAAGUAUACGACGAAUACGGCGAGGAGGGUCUUCGCGACGGCGGUGGGCCGUCGGACGCACAUGACUUGUUCUCCGCCAUGUUUGGCGGUGGCGCCCACUCUCACCGCGGCCCUAGGAAGGGCGACAACGUCGUCCAUUCCCUACGUGUCACCUUGGAAGACCUCUACAAGGGAAAGAUGAGCAAGCUGGCUAUCAUCCGUAACCGGGUCUGCCAGACUUGCAACGGCAUCGGCGCCAGUCGGCCCGAAGGCGUGUCAACGUGUAGUACGUGCCAUGGCCGCGGUAUCCAGGUCACGCUGAAUCAGAUCGGACCUGGGAUGGUCCAGCAGGUCCAGAAUCAUUGCUCUAGAUGUAGGGGUCUCGGCGAGAUUAUCAUUGAGAGGUAUCGCUGCGGUUCGUGCGCCGGCGAUAAGGUCUCGAAGGAGAGGAAGGUCUUGGAGGUCUAUGUGGAUAAGGGCAUGCAGAACGGCCAGAAGAUUACCUUCAAUGGCGAGGCUAACGCUAAUCCCGGACUCACGGCGGGAGAUGUUGUCGUCGUGCUCAAACAGGAGGAUCAUCCAGUUUUCACCCGCAAGGACAAUAAUUUGAUCAUGGAUAAGGAGGUUACGCUUACCGAUGCGCUCUGUGGAUUUGAGUUUCACAUCAAGCAGCUGGAUGGCCGGCUCUUACAUGUCAAGUCUCCGGCUGGCUCGGUACUCACGCCGGGGCUCGUCAAGAGCAUCCCUCAAGAGGGUAUGCCGACGUGGAGGAAUCCGACGGAGCGCGGCUUCUUGUUUAUCAAAUUUUCAGUUAAGUUCCCGAGCUUUGUUGGCCCCGAGCAAGCGGCCGUUCUCGAAAAAGUUUUGGGUUCUCGCACACCGCUAUCGCCGGUUGGAAACGCCGAGGUGGAUGAGGUGCGCAUGAUAGAUUUCUCUAACGAGCACGUGCGUCCUGUUCACGCGAACGGCUCUGCUUACGACGAAGAUGAAGAUGAUCAACCCCGAGUGCAGUGCGCUCAAGGCUAAUUUUAACCAAAAUCUGCUCGCAUAGCGAUGCCAUGUAUCGUAUCGACGAAUAAAUAUGCACUAUGCAUUGGACACGCCCUUAGUCUAGGUCACAGCAGAAGUACUUCUUGGCAGAAAGCUAAUACACAAACGUCCGAUUGCGGGGACGCUAGGAAAGAAUGGUCGAGUAGGUGAUAUCUUGUUCACAGAAGUUCUUCAUCCAACCAUCGACACGGGUU